Molecule: messenger RNA, 8967 nt
Organism: Anopheles darlingi
Lineage: Eukaryota; Metazoa; Arthropoda; Insecta; Diptera; Culicidae
Product: otoferlin-like
Exons: 14
Coding region: 518-7213 (2231 amino acids)
Biological process (GO): plasma membrane organization
Cellular component (GO): membrane
Source: RefSeq, a predicted model, not a curated record
CUGGGCGUCCGACGGAACGCACGUACGGAGGACGGCCUUUAUCGCCAAACAUCAUCUCCAGCCUACGUCGCUAUUCUCGGUGUUCAGUGUUCGUGUUCCCGCGCGGAUCGCGCGAAUCGCUCGGACCCAAAGCCUUCUGGCGUGCAGCAGACCGGACCGCAUCGGACCAUAGCAGAGCGGCUAUCCAGUGUUUGUCCUCUCAGGCCAAGUGUGUGUGUGUGUGUGUGUGUAUACUCGUUUUUAAUGGUGGUAGUUAUGGCCACCUAGUGGUGUCACAGUUCCGAACGUGCUGUACGACAAUCUCUCAACAACAAUCAACAUUCCACGUCGUCCAUUUUUCUACCCCACAACCCCAAUCAAAUGAUCCACCGCGUCUAGCUUGUUCUGGCGCGCGCGUGUGUGUGUGUGUGCACAGUGAUGUGAUGAAGCGGCAGCAGUAGCACAAUUAGGACCCAAUUAGUGGGUGGGGGAGUCGGUGACUUGGGACGAGCCAGCCAGCCAGCAAAUCCAAGCCAAGAUGUCGCUGACGGUGCGGAUCAAUAAGUUUCAGUUGCCGAAAACGAAGGCGAACCUGCUUGGCUGGGUAGAAUUUCGAGGUGUUGCGCACACGACGACCGAGCUCAACUGUGGGUCCGAGCUGGUCCAAGUAAACCAGAGCUUUAUCUGGCCGCUGGCACGGCCGGCCGACGACACCGAGACGAUCACGGUGGAAUUGCGCCAGCAGACGACCAAGAUACUGCUGAAGACCGGCAUUGGCUCUUCGCUGUCGUCGUCCGGAGGAGCGACCGGCUCGAACGGGACGAGCGGCCACCGCGGUACCAUCGCCAGCAGCACCAAGAUCAUUGGCCGCUUCGUGAUGCAGAUGCAGAGCCUCAAAGUAAAGGGUCGGCUACGCGUCGAGGACCGACUGGUCGACCUUUCCAGCAAGCCGAUCGAAGCGUACGUCAGCUUCGACAUGUGCUACCAAAGCCCCGAGGAUGAGCUGGGCCACUUCGAUUCGGCCCAGGUCGUGCACGGUUUGCAUCAGCAACAGCAGCACCAGCAUCAGCUCGAUGUCGACGAUCAGCAGAUGCUGCUGAACAUCGAGCAGAACAUUGCGAACCUGGAGAAAAGCCUAACAGCGCAGCACGCGUCCGGAUGCGAUGAGACGGCCGGCCAUGGUGCCGGUGCCGGUACCGGUGUCAGUGCCGGUGGACGUCGCAAACCCAACCUGAUCAAACGCGUCAUGUCAUCCGGGGCAACCGAUCUAGGGGAGCACCAGCAGGUGCGCUCGAGUGAUCAGGCCUCCUCGGACAAUGAAACGAGCGGGGGUGGUAUGAGGCGGGACCGGAAGGUGACGCUACGCACUGUGCGUAACUUUAUACGGCUGGGCCGCUCCCGGCAGUCGUCGCGCGAAAGUAACGCCAGCAGCACUGAGGACGAAGGCCGCUCGCUGAUCAGCGGAGGUGAUAAGGGGGAUCAGGGUAGUGGCGGUCACCAGCAGGCCACCGACACUUCCACCGAUGCCGGGCUGGGACGGCCAAGCAGCGCGGAAACAGCCAGCGGCGAGAGGCAACAGCAACGACGCCGGACAACGGCAACAGCCAAGAUCGUUAGCCCGACUGGUGGUGGUGGUGAGUACGAGAAUGUCUCGCAAACCGGUAGUACCCACUCGAAUGCGUCGGACGACGAUGUAGACGAGGCGACCGCCAAAAAGGAAAAACUCAAGAAACUGAAGUCUCUGGCAAAGGGCAACGAUCAUCUGAAGUCACAGGACUUCCAGGUGUGUGUGACGGUGAUCGAGGCACGCCAGUUGCCCGGCCUCAACAUGGAUCCGGUCGUCUGCAUCCAGGUAGGCGACCAGAAGAAGUACACCAGCGUGAAGGAGAGUACCAACUGUCCGUACUACAACGAGUACUUUGUUUUCGACUUCCACAUGGCACCAGUCAUGUUGUUCGACAAGAUCAUCACCCUCUCGGUGCUGCAAAGCCGCGGAGUCUUUCAAUCGAAUAGGCUGGUCGGUGCGUUCAAGCUAGACGUCGCCACGCUCUGGUGCCAGAAAGACCACCAGUUCUACCACAAAUGGGCCCUGCUGUCCGAUCCGGAGGACUUUGCGGCCGGCCCGAAGGGUUACCUUAAGUGUGACGUCGGUAUCAUCGGCAAGGGUGACACGGUCAAGGUGCCACCCAAGUCUGAGAAGGACCCGGACGAUAUCGAAGCGAACCUGCUGCUGCCGGACGGUGUGCCGAUCGAGCGGCAGCGGGCCAAGUUCAUCGUGAAAGUGUACCGGGCGGACGGACUGCCGCGCAUGAACUCCUCGAUCAUGGCGAAUGUGAAGCGGGCGUUCACGGGUGAGGCGAAGGAUCUGGUCAACCCGUAUGUGCAAGUGUCCUUCGCCGGCCUCACGGGCAAGACGAACGUGAAGAAAGCAUCGUACAGCCCGGUGUGGAACGAGCAGCUCGUCUUUACCGAGAUGUUUCCGCCGUUGUGCCAGCGCAUCAAGAUCCAGCUGCGCGACGCCGACCCGAUGAAACCGUCGAUCAUCGGUACGCACUACAUCGACUUGAAGCAGAUUUCGAACGACGGUGAGAAGGGCUUCCUGCCGACCUACGGUCCCUCGUUCGUGCAUCUGUAUGGUUCGACGCGCGACUAUAACCUGCUUGACCAGCACUCGAACCUCAACACCGGGCUCGGCGAGGGCGUCAGCUACCGGGCUCGCCUGCUUAUUGCCAUCCGUACCGAGAUCACCGACAACGUCGAACUAUUCACCGACAAGAACGUGGAGGUUGAGUCAACGCUGCCAAUCUGCGAGUCGUCGUAUUGCAAGAGCGACGUGUUCGUGCUGUUCGCGACCGUCCUAGAGGCAUCGAUGCUGGACCGGAAGGUGUGCGACCGGUUGGUCUACUUCGAGCUGAGCAUUGGUAACGCAGGGAACUCGCUGGACGGGCACAACGAGAGCGCCACGAGCGCACUGGACGACGACGGUGAUGGUGAGCUGCUGUCCAUCGAUACGACCGCGUACAACAGCACGACCAGCGCCUGCAAACCGAUCACGCACGACAAGAGCCACUUCUUCCUGCCGUACUGGGACUACAAGCCAUGCAUGGACGUCCGCUGCACCUUCCCGGAUUUGCGCCGGCGCAUGUACAACAGCAACAUGAUCGGCAAGAUCGUCGACCGGUUGGAGGUGGGGCUUGCCGAAACGCACCUACUGCUGGAGGAUGAGGAUCCGACGGCCGAGGUACGGCUGAGGGCAGUGCUGGAGGAGGUCGCCUCGAGCUGCGGCCGGUACGUGAUGAUCACAAAGGGGGCCCUGGUGGGGCCGGGCACCGGUAAAACCAAACUGGACAAGGAGCGCAUCAAGUUGUGCCAGCGCGAACUGGAAGCGAUCGGCAAUAUGGCGCGCAACCUGCGCGCCCUCGUCACCAAGAGCUCAAUGCGGGAACGUUACCGGACUGCCCAGACCUACCUCGGUCGGCUCAAGUUCCUGGUCGACGAUCCGCAGCACGCGCUUCCGGACGUGUUCGUGUGGAUGGUGGCGAAUGGAAAGCGAGUCGCGUACCACCGGGUCGGCGCUCGCGACCUCAUCUACUCGACGCUCGAGGAGGAGAUGGGCGCACAGUGCGGUAAGGUGCAGACUGUCUUCCUGAAGUUGCCGGGCCGGCAGGCGGAGGGUCCGGCAGGUUGGCACGUUCGUGCCAAGCUGCAUCUCUACUUCUGGCUCGGUACGCUAAAGCACAAGAAGUACUUCUACUCGGGGCUACCACGGGGUUACGAGCUGCUGCACGAGCUGAAGAACGCGGACAAACCGACGCUGCCGGCCCCGACCACCAUCCACUACAUCGAGAAGCAUGCGUUCCAGCUGCGGGCCCACCUGUACCAGGCCCGCUCGCUCAUCGGCUCGGAUGCGUCCGGUUUGAGCGAUCCAUACGCGACGGUAUACGUGACCGAGCACUGCAAGGUGACGCAGGUGAUCGAGGAGACGCUCAGCCCGACCUGGGACGAGCUGCUGCUGUUCGACGAGAUCGUGCUGUACGGCGCGAAGGAGGAAAUCCGGAAGGAUCCGCCGACGAUCGUGAUCGACAUCUACGACCAGGACAAGGUUGGCAAGUCGGAGUUUAUUGGACGGGCGCUGGCGAAGCCGCGCAUCAAGCUGAAGGAGAACCACUAUACCACACCGGUGCUCGAGUGGUUCGAUAUUACGCGCGGGCUUGACAGUGCUGGCGAACUGCUCGCCGCCUUCGAGAUGCUGGAGCUCGGAUCCGACGAUGUGCCACGUCUGUCAGACCCGAAGUACGUCACGCACGGUGGUGGUGGUGGUGGAGGAGGAGGAGGAGGAGGAGGAGGAGGAGGAGGAGGGACCGCUAUGACGGUACCCUCCUCGGUCGCGAUUCUGCCGGUACCGCGUGAUGUACGGCCCAAUCUGGCCCGCUUCCGUAUCGAGGUGCUGUUCUGGGGGUUGCGCGACCUUAAGCGCGUCCAUUUCAUGACGGUCGACAAACCGCGCAUCGACAUCGAGUGCUCGGGCAAGAUCCUCAGCUCCAGCAUUAUCCAGAAUGCGAAACGCAAUCCCAACUUUGCUGGUAUGCUCAAAUUUUUCGACCUCGAGCUGCCGAUCGAGGAGCGGUACGCACCGCCGAUCACGAUCCGGGCCGUCGAUUGCCGCUCGUUUGGUCGCUACACGCUGGUUGGUACGCACCAGAUCACCUCCAUCCAUCGUUACAUGCACCGACCGGCACUGAAGGAGGACCCGAAGCGCUACAACCAGCACGGUCAGAUCAUGCUGAUGCGAAACCAGCACGAGGGUGCCGACCACGCCUCGUUGGAUGGUGCCACCGAGGGAGGAGGAGGAGGAGAAGGUGCGGCCCCCGUUACGGCUCAACCGCAACAUGGUGGAGGCACCGGGCACCAACACCACCACCAUCACACAGAGAGCGAGAUCGCACUUCUCAACUCCUGGUCGAACGAGAACCUAACACAGUACGGUGCGGCGGUGUGUUUGGGCGGUGGUGGGGCCGCCGCCGCUGCCACCAGCUGCAAGACACCCUUCGGUAAGGCGCCAACCAAGAAGCAGAAGAAGAAGCACCUGCUAGAGCAGCAGGAAACGCUCGAGGCGGAGGACGACGACGAGUCCAGCAAGGACUGGUGGACAAAGUACUUUCUCUCCUACGAGCGGCUGAUCGAAUCCAUGAAGGUGUCCUCCGCGAAACGCCCAUUCGAUGCGUCUUACACGACAGCCGGGGGAGCGGCGACGGCCAUCGGUGAGCUGUCGGUGGGCGCGACUGGUAGUAGUAGUAGUAGUGGUGGUAGUGGUGGUUUUCAGGCUCAGGUGAGUGGUAGCGACGGCAAGAAGCUGGGCGUCCGGACGUCGAAGCUGGUGUCGAAACUGAGUCCCAAACCGACACCGAGGAGACUGCACGGAGCCAAUGGUAGCGGUGGGGGCGGUGGUGUCCCGGGCACUAUCGCAGGUAGUCGCGUCGCCACCUGCCAGAUCUAUCCGUGCGAGUUGGAGUCGCUGCCCGAGUACCGGGAGUUCAAGGAAUGGCUGCUGGCGUUCCCGUUGUACCGGGGCAAAAAAACGGGCGACAGCACGGAGGACGAGACGCGCAUUGUCGGCUACUUCAAGGGGGCGCUCAAGGUGUACAAGCUGCCGAUCGAGAAGGGGCUGGAGCCAGCGUUCACACCUACUUUGCCGCUGAACGAUCCGAUUCACGUGCUGGUGCGCGUGUACAUCGUCAAGGCGACCGAUCUGCACCCGAUGGACCUGAACGGGAAAGCGGACCCGUACGUGGUGCUGCAACUCGGCACCAAACGCAUCUCGGACAAGGACUGCUACGUCAGCAAGCAGCUGAACCCGGUGUUCGGCAAGUGCUUCGAGAUUGAGGCGACCUUCCCGCAGGACUCGAUGCUGACGGUGCAGAUCUACGACUGGGAUCUCGUUGGCUCGGACGAUCUGAUCGGUGAGACGCGCAUCGACCUGGAAAAUCGCUUCUACAGCAAGCAUCGGGCGAUGUGUGGCAUCGCAAGCCGCUAUGAAGACUCUGGUUACAACAUUUGGCGCGAUCCGAUGAAGCCGACCCAGAUACUGACGAAGCUAUGCAAGGAGAACAAGCUGGAACCACCCCAGUACUUCCAGGAUCGCGUCACCAUCGGCCGGUACUGCUUCGUGUUUACCGGUGAUGAAAUCCAGACCUGGAGCAACCCGGCCUCGAUCAAGUACCGGGACGAACACCUGGCAUUGGCCGUUCUGCACCGCUGGGAGGAGAUGCCGCGUUUCGGCUGCAAGAUCGUACCGGAGCACAUCGAGUCGCGGUCGCUGUACAACGCGGACAAGCCGGGCAUCGAGCAGGGUAAACUGGAGAUGUGGGUCGACCUGUUCCCGAUGGAUAUGCCGCUGCCCGGGCCACCGGUCGACAUUUCGCCCCGGAAGCCCCGUACGUACGAGUUGCGCGUCAUCAUCUGGAAUACUGACGACGUGGUGCUGGAGGACGACGCGUUCUUCACCGGCGAGAAGAUGUCGGACAUCUAUGUGAAGGGAUGGUUGAAGGGACCGCAGGAUGCGCAGGCGACCGACAUUCACUACCGGUCGCUGACCGGCGAGGGGAACUUCAACUGGCGCUUCAUCUUUCCGUUCGACUACCUCGCGGCCGAGGAGCGGAUUGUGUUGUCACGCAAGGAGUCACUGUUCAGCUGGGACGAGACGGAGGUGAAGAUGCCGGCCCGGCUCGAGCUACAAGUAUGGGACGCGGACCACUUUUCCGCCGACGACUUCCUCGGUGCGAUCUCGCUCAACCUCAACCGCUUCCCGCGUGGUGCCAAGUCUUCCAAACUCUGCACGCUCGAUAUGCUCCGCACCGACAGCGUGCCAACGGUCAACAUCUUCAAGCAGAAGCGUGUCCGCGGAUGGUGGCCGUUCUUCAUCAAGAAGGAGAAUGACGAGAUGGAGCUGACCGGCAAGGUCGAAGCGGAGAUCCACCUGCUAACCCGCGACGAGGCGGAGAAGAACCCAGCCGGCUACGGUCGCAACGAGCCCGAUCCGCUCGAGAAGCCCAAUCGGCCGGAUGCUUCCUUCAUGUGGUUUCUCAACCCACUCAAAUCGGUCCGGUACAUCAUCUGGCACAACUACAAGUGGAAGAUUAUUAAGGGUUUCGUCAUACUCGGGCUGGCGCUACUGCUGCUGCUGUUCUUCUACGCCAUACCGGGCUACUCAGUCAAGCGGAUACUAGGCGCCUAAGGCCACAAUGACGCGGACGUCCUUCUGGCCGAACACACACACACGCGCACUUACUGCACGCUUCGAACUCGAAACCACUUCGAAAGUCUCGUGGGUGGGACUCCAGGCUUCGAGUUCGGUCCUAAUCUAGCUCCGAUACCGUCGCACUUUACACCAGAGACAGUGACCAGUACAGGCGACGGGUGCGGCCGCACCUCGUAUAGCGCACAGACACACCAGAGCUCAUCAAAUUUGGCUCUUUUGUUUUUGUAAUGUUUGUUAUUCCGUUCAUGGUUCUUCCGGCAUCCGGGGAUUUGGAAAGAGGAUAUAUGGCCAGAGAGGUGGGAAACGAUUAUGGAGGGAGAUAGGGAGGCCACUCGGCCAUACUUUACGGUAGGAAUACAGGUAUGAACACAACAACAGAACACCGUGUACACCGAGCACGCGAGUUAGACUAGAACAGCAUAAUAGAAAAUUAUACAUAUAUACAGAGAUAAAGAUAUACAUAUACUAACACAAAAAACACACGCCCACACACACACACGUACAGAUGUACGUACGUGUAUAUAUGCAUAUAUAGACAUACUCAGCACCCACUUAUCUCAAUAUCAAUUUACACGUACAAAUUAUUAAGGGAACACAAUCACAAAGAGUAAUUUAAACAUCUAAACAUCGUCGGCCAACGACACCGACACAAGCAAGAUGGUAUAUAUGCACCGGUUGCUUUUUUAAGCAGGAACUUUUACCCUACGAGCUGCCCCAAUAUACCCAGCAUCCACCUAGACACACAUAUUCCCAUUUCCUUUACCGACCUUUACCGACCUCGUCCUACACCUGUUAUUGCCAUCUCCCACCCAAUCAAACUCUCUCCCUGCGUACCAAUCACCUUCCAUAUCUGUACUCGCAUAGUUGCACCCUUAGCUAGUUGUGUGUGCGCGUGCGGGUAUGAGUGGCGUCGUGGAGUGUCUAGGUAUGUGGAAUGGCACUAGCAAUGGAGGAAGAUGAGAUGUAGUAAAUCGCCAUUGCUAGUACGCCGCGGCGAUCCAGGCACCACAAUCAUUUUUUCUUUUUCUUUCUCUCUUUCUCUCUCUCUCUCUUUCUCUCUCUCUUUCUUUCUCUCUCUCUCUCUCUCUCUCUCUAUCUCUCUCUCUCUCUCUGUGUCUCUUACCGCUUGUUCAAAUUAUACAAAUCUAUGGUAAUGCAUGGUGGUAAUUUCUAUUUUCUAGCGUCAACACUAUGAGAUUUUAUGGCUAGAAAUUGAUGAAACCAUAGAGAAUGCAGGAAUUUAAUCAGCUAAAGUAUUGGUGGACGAGACCAAUUUUGAAGAUAAUUAUGAUUUUCCGCCGUUUUAUUAUCGUGCGUAGCUAAGAACAUGGGAUCAGCAAACCGUAACGAAUGUUUUCUAGGGCUACGGUACAUUUUUCGCCAAUAUAUUAUACUCUGGACAAGGGGUUACACACACGGACAAGGGGUACACAUAAGGUAGCGUGUGUAAAGGUUCCUUAGCAGUUUACUAGCCCGUAGGUAUCGUAUAUGCUAGUGAGAGUAGCUAGCAAAUUCCAGUUUCAACUCAUCACACCGAUAUUUAAAAGGCCCUGUUAUGAAAUUAACUACUGUUUUAUCACCCCACAGGAAAAAAGGAAGCACACACAUACACACAUACACUCAUAAACACAAAUAGGAUCACUUGAACGAAUUGGUCUCUAUUGUUUCAAUGGUUCAAUUGUUAAAAAAAUUAUGCGUUCACUUAUAUUUCUGUGCAAUCAUCAUUCAUU